GUUGCGUGGCCAAUUACUCACCGACAUAGAUAACAAACAGAAUUACAUGUUUUUGGUCGGUGGCCUUUAAGCAACGCAAUGAAUUCCAACCAAUCCGUUUCACGCCAUAACAGCAAUGUUGGCAAUAAGUCAGUAAGCCAAACCUCUUCUGCAGCUACAACUCCUAGUUCUAGUAAUAGUUUAAUAGAACCAUCGGAAGAUUCUACCCUAAACAAUGCCUCAAACCUAUUCUACGGAGGAGAGCGUGUUACACCUGACACGGAAACGCGAGAUUUCAGCUUUCGAGAAUUAUGGGCGUUUACUGGACCCGGGUUUUUGAUGUCUAUUGCUUAUCUAGACCCCGGGAACAUUGAAUCUGAUUUGCAGAGCGGAAUUGUAGCGAAAUACAGCUUGCUAUGGGUGCUACUAGGAGCUACACUGCUAGGACUAGCAAUGCAACGUUUGGCUGUGAAAAUUGGAGUCGUUACAGGAUUGGAUCUUGCGGAGAUGUGCCAUAAACAGUACAAAACUGUGCCCCGAGUGAUACUUUGGCUUAUGGUGGAAGUCGCCAUUAUUGGAUCCGACAUGCAGGAAGUAAUUGGAACAGCCAUUGCUAUCUAUCUUCUGUCGUACAAACGAAUACCUUUGUACAUCGGUGUGUUGAUAACUGUGUUAGAUACAAUGUCCUUUCUAUUUUUGGACAAGUAUAAGCUGAGGCGGCUGGAACUAUUUUUCGGCUUUCUCAUAACCACGAUGGCUGUAUCGUUCGGUUAUCAGUACGUUAUUAGCGAUACGCCACAAAUGGAAGUAAUUAAGGGUAUGUUCAUUCCCUGGUCAUCCGACUAUCGGCCCGGUACACUUUUGCAAGCUGUUGGGAUUAUUGGUGCCGUCAUCAUGCCACACAAUUUGUACUUGCAUUCAGCGCUUGUGAAGUCUCGAGAAAUCAACCGAAAUGAAGUGCGAGAGGUGAAAAAAGCCAACCGUUAUUACUUUAUCGAGGCAACGGUAGCGCUCGCCGUAUCUUUUAUCAUCAACGUGUUUGUAGUUUCUGUAUUUGCUCACGAUUUGUAUGGAAAAUCAAAUCAGGAUGUGAUUGACAGAUGCAGCAAUUCAUCUUUUUCGGAUGACAUUCUCCAUGCAUUUGAUGCGAAUAAUGCUACAGCAGAUAUUAAUAUCUACAAAGCUGGUCUGGUGCUGGGAUGCUUUUACGGUGGUGUGUCAAUGUACGUGUGGGCGAUCGGUAUAUUGGCGGCCGGUCAAAGUUCCACGAUGACUGGCACUUAUGCAGGACAGUUUGCUAUGGAAGGAUUCCUUAAUUUACAAUGGGCGCGAUGGAAACGGGUACUGUUCACCAGAACCGUAGCAAUCAUGCCAGCGUUCUACGUGGCAUUUUUCAGCAGGCUAGAGGAUCUUACCAAGAUGAACGACAUUUUGAAUGCCGUUAUGGCCUUGCAGCUUCCGUUCGCAGCAAUACCCACCGUGGCAUUUUCUUCAAGCGUGGCGCUAAUGAAGAAAGAGUUCGUGAACGGCCCGAUAGAGAAAGCAAUCUCCAUCACUCUCAGUUUCACUGUCAUUGGUAUCAAUCUGUAUUUCAUUAUUGCAAACUUACAGCAAGUAACGUUGACCGCUUUUAUGAUUUUUGGUGUUGCCAUCUUCGGUACAUUCUAUAUCGCUUUUAAUAUUUACCUUAUUUUACACAUGAUGGUAAAUUUAGGAAACAAGACAAUAGCAACGAAUUCGCUCGUAAAACGUUAUAUCUUUGAUGAUGUUAAUUUGUUUUCAAAUAUGGCAACGUUGGAUAAUGGCUUAUGAUCUUAGGGGGGUAUCA
Anopheles maculipalpis is the source of this 1807-nucleotide messenger RNA. RefSeq names its product protein Malvolio (gene Mvl). The record is from RefSeq and is a predicted model, not a curated record. Gene Ontology annotation, cellular component: apical plasma membrane. Gene Ontology annotation, biological process: response to manganese ion; metal ion transport; manganese ion homeostasis. The coding region runs from base 79 to 1791 and encodes 570 amino acids. Gene Ontology annotation, molecular function: cadmium ion transmembrane transporter activity; manganese ion transmembrane transporter activity; iron ion transmembrane transporter activity. Lineage: Eukaryota; Metazoa; Arthropoda; Insecta; Diptera; Culicidae. The transcript is spliced from 12 exons.